Messenger RNA from Panicum virgatum (switchgrass), 1125 nucleotides. RefSeq lists its product as uncharacterized. The coding region runs from base 52 to 1125 and encodes 357 amino acids. The record is from RefSeq and is a predicted model, not a curated record. Lineage: Eukaryota; Viridiplantae; Streptophyta; Magnoliopsida; Poales; Poaceae. Gene Ontology annotation, molecular function: protein binding. The transcript has a single exon.
GACCGAAACAGCGGCCGAGCCGGCGGCCUGCCACAACCAGCGGCGGCCGGCAUGGAGCUGAUGACGGAGGAGCUCGUCGAGGAGAUCCUCCUCCGCGUACCGCCGGACGAGCCGGCGUACUUGGUCCGCGCCGCCCUCGUCUGCAGGCACUGGCGCCGCAUCCUCUCCGACCGUGGCUUCCUCCGCCGCUACCGCGCGUUCCACCGUACGCCGCCGCUGCUCGGCUACCUCCACAACCUCUCCUCCCGCCCCACUGGCCGGAUCCCCCGGUUCGUCCGCACAUCCAUCGCCUCCCCCUUCUCCCAACCCGAACUCGGCUGCGACUUCUGGUGGGCACUCGACUGCCGCCACAGCCGCGUGUUGAUCCACACCGUCAAUCCUGGCCACCUCGUCGUGUGGGACCCUCUGACCGGUGACCAGCAGCACCUGAGCAUGCCGGCCUACCCGAGCGGCCACAUGUACAACGGGGCAGUUCUCUGUGCCAAGCACGGCAACGGCGGCUGCGACCACCUCGACUGCGGCCAUGGCGGUUCGUUCGUCGUGGUCUACGUGGACGUUGACACCGACCACGUCGUGAGAGCGAGUGCCUACUCGUCGGAGACCCGUGCAUGGGGGGCGACGACCUCUGUUCAUGUCGACAAUUUCUUCGAGGACAGAGUCAGCCUUCUGGCCGGAGGCGCGCUCCACUUCGCCCUCGAGGGUGGCCGGAGCAUCCUCAAGUACGACCUGAGCAGGCAUCGCCUGUCGGUGAUCGGCACGCCAGGAGAUUUUGCGGGCAUGGUCAUGAUGGAGGCAGAAGACGGAGGGCUGGGCUUCGUCGCCGUGUUGAACGGUUGCAUCUACAUCUGGACGCAGCAGCAGCAGGAAGUUGGCACUACUAUUAGAUGGGCGCAGCACAGGACUAUCGAACUCGAGACAGUGCUCCCCAGACGUUACAGAUCCCAAUCAGGUGAAGUGAUUGGCUUCGCAGAGGCCACAAAUGCAGUUUUCAUCAACAGACAUGAAGGAGUCUUUGUACUAGACCUCAACUCAAGGAAGGUGAGGAAGGUAGGUGAAAGAGGGGACUACCGCAACAUAUUACCUUACAUGAGCUUCUACACCCCAUCAGGCCGGUACUUCUCUUAA